Callithrix jacchus (white-tufted-ear marmoset) is the source of this 16170-nucleotide messenger RNA. The record is from RefSeq and is a predicted model, not a curated record. Lineage: Eukaryota; Metazoa; Chordata; Mammalia; Primates; Cebidae.
CCGCUGCGCCCGCUCGGGGCCGCUCUGGCCCCCGCCCGCUUCAUGUUGCCCGGCCCGCGGCGGCCGGCGGCUGGGAGCUGCGAGACAGCGGCGGCGAGUGGCGGCCCGCGAGGCCCGGGAGGUGGUGGCCGAGGCCCAGGCGGCGGCGGCGGCGGCCCAGGAGGCGGCGGACGGGGAGCGGCGGCAGCAGGCCCGGCCCGGCUCUCGAGCGGCCGCCUGGCUGCAGCAUGCGCGCCCGCCGGGGGCUGCUGCGGCUGCCGCGCCGUUCGUUGCUCGCCGCGCUCUUCUUCUUUUCGCUCUCGUCCUCGCUGCUCUACUUCGUCUAUGUGGCGCCCGGCAUAGAAACAGGGUCUCUUACUCUGUGGCCCACGCUGGAAUGCAGUGGUAUAGUCUCAGCUCACUGCAGCCUUGACCUCCUGGGCUCAAGCAAUCUUCCCACCUCAGCUUCCCAAGUAGCUGGGACCACAGUGAACACCUACCUCUUCAUGAUGCAAGCUCAAGGCAUUCUGAUCCGGGACAACGUGAGAACAAUCGGUGCUCAGGUUUAUGAGCAGGUGCUUAGGAGUGCUUAUGCCAAGAGGAACAGCAGUGUAAAUGACUCAGAUUAUCCUCUUGACUUAAACCACAGUGAAACCUUCCUUCAAACUACAACAUUUCUUCCUGAAGACUUCACCUACUUUGCAAACCAUACCUGCCCUGAAAGGCUCCCUUCCAUGAAGGGCCCAAUAGACAUAAACAUGAGUGAAAUUGCAAUGGAUUACAUUCAUGAACUCUUCUCCAAAGACCCAACCAUCAAGCUCGGAGGUCACUGGAAGCCUUCUGAUUGCAUGCCUCGGUGGAAGGUGGCGAUCCUCAUCCCCUUUCGGAACCGCCACGAGCACCUCCCAGUCCUGUUCAGACACCUGAUUCCCAUGCUUCAGCGCCAGCGCCUGCAGUUCGCAUUUUAUGUGGUUGAACAAGUUGGUACCCAGCCCUUUAAUCGAGCCAUGCUUUUCAACGUUGGCUUUCGAGAAGCGAUGAAGGACCUGGAUUGGGACUGUUUGAUUUUUCAUGAUGUAGAUCACAUACCAGAAAGUGAUCGCAACUAUUAUGGAUGUGGACAGAUGCCAAGGCAUUUUGCAACCAAAUUGGAUAAGUAUAUGUAUCUGCUUCCUUAUACUGAGUUCUUUGGUGGAGUGAGUGGCUUAACAGUGGAACAGUUUCGGAAAAUCAACGGCUUUCCUAAUGCUUUCUGGGGUUGGGGUGGAGAAGAUGACGACCUCUGGAACAGAGUCCAGAAUGCAGGCUAUUCUGUGAGCCGGCCAGAGGGUGACACAGGAAAGUACAAGUCCAUUCCUCAUCACCAUCGAGGAGAAGUCCAGUUUCUUGGAAGGUACGCUCUGCUAAGGAAGUCAAAAGAACGGCAAGGGCUGGAUGGCCUCAACAACCUGAACUACUUUGCAAACAUCACAUACGACGCCUUGUAUAAAAACAUAACUGUCAACCUGACACCCGAGCUGGCUCAGGUGAACGAGUACUGAGAGGAGAGAAUGUACGUUUGCUUUACCCACCACCACCAAGAAAGCAGUCUGAUGAGAUUUUUUUUGGGGGGUCUACACAGCAAGAGAACAGAAAUACAGUGUCUCAUGAAGGAUCACAGGGUUUGGGGGAAAAUGUGACCGCACACGCACAAACGCCUUCACUGGAUCGGCUGCUGGGACCGAGGGAGUGAGCUUGGGGACUUCCUUCGUCAGCACUGGCUUUCUAUUUUCACAAGACAGACGUCUGUCCCGCUGCUCUCUCCCCGUCUCCUACCCCACAUCCUGUCUUAGCCACAGGCUCCAGAACCCGUGAUGAACUGUGAUCUGCCGUGGUCCUGCCGUGCAGCCUGUCCCUACGUGUGACCUUGCAGCCUCUUGGCCUUCAGAGCAGAGGCAAACCCAGCACAGGGCAGCUGUGUUUUAGGAAGAGCAAAUGAAACUCCACACCAUUCUUCUAUAUCUCUGGUGUUCUCUUUGGUUUCAUUUUUUUUAAAAAAUUACCUUUGGGUGGGGAUUGAGGGUGGAGGGGAGGGUGUUUGGGAAAGAUAAAUAGACAUAAAUAUAUAACAGUCACUUCUUGAAGAAGUAUAAUUGUAAAUAAGCCAUGUAAAAUGCCUUUUUAAAAUUUAAUUUCUAGGUGGCUCCAGUUCAAACCUAGGGUUUAUAUAUUAGACCAUUUAUUUGGUUGGCAAGUGCAGGAACUCAGUUAAAAUGCAGUUGGAGGAUGUCAUCUCCCGAAUGGCUGUCACCUUGGGAAGGGAGUGGAUAUAGGGCACGUCACAAAAGAACAAAAUAACUCGACCUUUAUUGCCGGGAGCUGGCUUCUGCCCCUUUCUUUCUCCCCACGAGUCUUGUCCUUGACUUCUGCUCUGGAUUCACUCUUCCCAGUUGGCCACGUUCGAGGUCAUCCCAUUCUCGGCUAAGCGGGAGGCUGCUAUUAGAGCAGGCUGCUUCCUGCCCGAAGCAGGCCCUCCGGGGCUCGCUGCACACACAUGCCUGGCUCUCCAGGCUUCAUGUUUAGUCCUUUAAUCAGCAUGUGGUUUGGGAGGGGGGUUGUAUGGGAACCCCUCCCCCCCUUUUUUCUCUGUGGAAACUUGGCCACAGUUUCUGAACAAUGUGCCUACAUUACCAGCUGGCUUCAGUGAUUCCUCUGUUUCCCUUUUGGUUUCUGGAAAGAUUCUUUGUCAACAUUAGUAACUGAUACAGAGAACCAAGGAGCACUGGAGUAGGAAAGAAUUCAGCCAGGGAGCCGGUGACACUUGUGUGCUGUGGGGCAGCUGGGAUCCAGGAAAGACUGGAUGGAAGCUCUGAAAUUAGACCAACAAAGCUCCAGAUGGCAAGAGCCCAAGUGCACUGCUUACACCCCCACCUGCAUUUUCAAGUCAUAUUCUUUUUUUUUUUUUUUUAAAGACAGCGUCUGGCUCUGUCACCUGGGCUGGAGUACAUCGGCACCAUCACAGCUGACUGCAGCCUCCAUCUCCCAGGCUCAAGCCAUUUUCCCACCUCAGCCUUUCAUGUAGCUGGGACUACAGGUGCACACCCCCAUUCCUGGCUAAUGUUUUGUAUUUUUAGUAGAGCUGGGGUUUCGCUGUGUUGCCCCGACUCCUCUCAAACUCCUAGACUCAAGCAAUCCACCCAACUUGACCUCCAAAGUAUUGGGAUUACGGGCAGGUGUGAGCCAUCAUGCCCAGCCUUGAAGUCAUAUUCUAAAUUGGAUUUGAAAUUGUACCUCUUUGUUUUUCUCCCGAACCAAACCCCUCAAUUUGUAGUCCCUGUCCGCUUCUGCAGAAAUCUGGAAAAUGCCAGUUUUCCUCUUGCCCUUCUUUUCCAUACAACAUAUUUAUAUAUUGUGGUGAGGAGUACUUUCUGAAGAGUACUUCAUAUUUUUUUUUUUUAAUUGCCUUGUUUGCCUUCAACUUCCUUGAUUUUCAUGGUUUACAUGGGUGUGUGUAGGGGGGAGUGUGUGUGUAUAUACGUGUGGGUUAGGGCUUUUGUGCUGCACGUGGUGGUUCUGUGGACAUAUGAUCCCCGCAAACUGUGGGAGUGAUUGGCCAGGACUUGUUUUCAUGUUUGUGUUUUCUUUUGAAGAAUACAGUGGUAUUUAGAAAAUAAAUUGCAUUGCAAAGCUCUUAUCGGCUGGUAUGAGAGAGCAGGCUCCUGCCCUUGAAAAUGCUGGUAAGCUAUAGCAGAUGUUUUUUAAAACUUUUAAGCAUUUCAUGCUUUAAAAUACCUUCACAAGGGAACAUUACACCCAGAGGUUCAUUUGGUUUUCCUUUGUUUUAGGGUGCAUCUAGCAAUAAAGGACCCCCGACCCCAUUUCGCCCUCCACUGUGCAACCCCACCCCCACCGGACCUUUGUCCCUGCCUCAGCUUUUCUCCCCUUCUCAUUCUCCUCUCCCUUUUCCUCACUGAAGGCUGUGAGUUGCUUUCAUUGUGACAACACUGUGAUGUCAUUUGGAAGGAUUUGCCAGUACAGACUGAUUCUGAGUUACAGGCAGCAGUGUUGUUUGAAGCUCUACGUUACCGUAAUUACUAUCAAGUACACACUGUUGGCAAAAGACUAACACCUGACUUUUAAAAUGCUGAUUUGAGAACAAAAGGAAAGGUCUCUUUUCACUGCUUAAAGUGGGGUCCAUCGAUACCCUUGCGGUCGCAAGUCUAUCUGAUGAGUGUGGAAUCUCUGAAUGUAACUGUCAUGCAUCCACCGGGCCUUGAAUAUUAUGUGGGAAAUGUCAUAGUUAAAAACGUACAGCGAGGCCCGUGUGCUGUUAAUAAACGUGGAACUGUCAUGUUUAAAAAAAACAGGAACCAAAUGUGACCUUGUGCAUAUGUUGACAGCUGAAAAUCUUUAUGGCUACUGAUGGGUGGCCCCUUAAAUUAAUCUUGUCUUUGAUUGCUGUGUGCCGGGAAAGGUGUCCCUGUUGAUGCUGUUUUUGGGGGAAAGGGGGUACUUGCAAGAAUACUCAUUUUGACAUAAUAGGUCCUCUUGUCAGAGAUCCUCUACCACAGACAUGAAUAGCUGAUCAGCAGCCACAUGGAUUGAUUGUAUCCACCACCAUUGACAAUAGCAUUGAGCAUAGCUAGCUUAUUUCCAUCCUAUGUGUUUUUGAGCUCGCUCUUAUGUUUUAAGAGGUGCCAGGGGUACAUUUUUGCACUGAAAUCUAAAGAUGUUUUAAAAAACACUUUUCACAAAAAAUAGUCCUUUGUCAUUACAUUAUUUACUCAUGUGUUUGUACAUUUUUGUAUGUUAAUUUAUGACUGAUUUUUUCAGUAAAAAAUACAUAUUCAAGAACCAAACCUUGGUGGUGGUUUCUUUUUGUCUAGGACAGGUGGGCUCCUUGGGUGGGGUCUUUUCCUUUUUUCUUUCCUUUCCUACAGGAGUUCAACUUCAGGCAGUUCAGCUGAGCUCUGGGUCUUGCUGGGGUAAAUACUGCCUGACCCAUUUUGCAGGUGGGUGGGCUGAGUGAACAACUGCGUGGUGUGACAGAAGCACUGCUCCCAGGGUGCUGCCAGGGAACGCCCACACAGGUUUUCUUUCAGGAAUCACCCAGGUGGUACCAAUAAGACAGUUGGGGAAGGGGACUUGGGGGUGAAGGGGAUGGUGAGGGUUGAUGGAGUUUGAUUCCAAAAGGUUCUCUGGGAUCAGUCUAGGGUUUAUCCGCCUGAUUCUGCUCAGAGAUUGUUAUGACUUCUGUGUUGAAUGUUUGCCACUCACAGUAUUAAUAGUGUCAGAUGCUGUGGACACAAUAAUAGAGAAAAUAAGGAUGGGUGGCCUCGUUAAGCUCACAGUUCACUGGCAGUUAUGACUAAAAUUGUAUCCUCAAUACAUGCUCCAGAAGAGGAAGCUGUGGGUAAUGAGUACAUGGAAGGGCAGGCAUCCGGUGGGAAUGUAGGGAAGGUGGGAGCGGGUGAGCUAGGGGAGACAAGGAACAUGGGUGCACAGCUGCAGGACAGGGAGGAAGCCAGUGUGGCUGGAGUGGAGAGCAGGGGGUGAAUAGGGAUGGCCAGCCUGGGAGAUGGGCCUGGGCCUUGCAGUGCAGGGCUUUGCAGGCCAGGGUGAGGAGUUUGCAUUUCAUCCUUAGAGCAAUGGAUUGGAGAGUUUUCAGCAGGUAGGGCUGUGUGAUGCAAUUCAGAUUCCAUAGCAACUGUAAGAGACAUCUCUGACUGCUGGGAAAAUGGGCGGUGAUACAGAAGCAGGGGCGAGGCAGCAGUGGGUGCAGGGACGAUGGAUGAGGGGAGACUGGGAGAUGCUGAGGUCAUGCCCCUAGGACCUGCCAGCAGUGAUUGGCAUGGAGGACUCCACCUAAGCUGCUGGCUUCCCACUUGCACUGAUGACAGGGCCAUUCCCUGAGAUGGGGGCACUGGAGUCAGACCAGAUUGGUGGGGCAGAUAUGAGAUCAGUUGUGACUGCUGAGUUCAGGGAGUUUUGAGACAACUUGGCAGAGAUGGCAGGAUGGGGGACAUGGGUGGACUGGGGAGUCUCUGGGUGGAGGAGGUUAGUGAGGACCCAGCAGUGGAUGAGACUGAUGGGGGAUUGAGAACAAAAAGCACAGAGUGAGAGAAGGCGGCGACCUUGGCCCAGCUUCUGCAGGUUGAGAAAAGGAGGAAGAGUGAGGAGGCAGGAGGGAGAGUGGUCAGCAGCACUGAAGGCAGCAGACAAAGCAACAUAAGAGGAAGAGGGAGAGAGAAACAGUGACUUGGCAAUGGGCAGGUGUUGGAAAUGUGGCAGGACCCGUUUUGCUGACCCGAUGUGGAAGGAGGAGAUAGCAGCAGAGUGUGGACAUCUCUUGGAUUUCCUGGAAAGGGGUAGAAAGAGAAGGUCAGGGCUGCAGGAAGCAUUCGAGGCUGGGGGCUUGGGGGCUGAGAUGGGGUCCAGGUUUUGGUUUUCCCACCAGAGAAGUUUGAGUGUGUUUUUUCUGAACACAGGGAAUGUCUGAGAGAGGAAGACAGCUGAAUAUGUAUAAGAGACCAGGUGAUCGGGUGGGAAUGUUCCUGAACUACUGGCAGGAGAUGAGAUUCAAACCAGAAAAACUCAACAGGAGGAAUUGGGAGCUCGGUAUAGGCCAUCCCUUUGGCAGACACACAUCCGGUGAAGUCCAUUGUUGCUAUGGAGAAGGUCAGAGAUCCUUCCAGCCAGCUGCUGGAAUUGGGAUUCAGCAGAAUUGCUUCCUGGCAUCACCACUUCCUCCACACUCAACAUCUUUUUUUAAUUUUGAGGAGGUCCAGUAAUAAACAUAGUUUCUAUUUAUUAAGCACUUGCUAUGUGCCAGGGCCCGUGCUAAGUGCAUUACACAAUGUGAGUUCUCAGCUCUUCGAGGCAGACACUGCCCCUUGUUCUAGAACAGGGCUUCUCCACGUUGCCCUUGACAAGUGGGGGAGCCGUCCUGCUCAUUGCAGGGGGUUCAGCAACACCCCUGGCCUCCUCCCUCUAGGUACAAAUCGAAAUGGAACAGCUACUCUAGACAAACAAGCCACAGCUUGCCUGAGGUCACAAAGCCAGCAACUGAGCCAGCUGGGGGCAUUUUUACCCCAGGGAAGAUGCUCUUAACCCCUUAAGCUGCUUCUGCUGACCCAACUUUUUUGCAUAUAUGCUCUAAAUAGCUUUUGUUCACAGACACACCUGAAAAGUCUUAUAAAAGUAGUGUGAAUAUGUGCUUGCUGGAAAAUAAGUGUAAACCUCUCCUUUCAUGUCAGCAGUUUGGCUGAUGUCUAAAUUUUUUUUUUUUCUUUUGAGAUGGAGUCUCACUCUAUUUCCAAGGCUGGAGUGCAGUGGUGCAAUUGUAGCUCACCUCAGCCUCAACCUCCUGGGCUCAUGCGAUCCUCCCGCCUCAGCCUCCUAAGUAGCUGGGACUACAAGCCCACGCCACCAUGCUCAGGUAAUUUUUAUAAUUUUUGUAGAGAUGGGGUCUUGCCAUGUUGCCUAGACUGGUCUUAAACUCCUGGGCUCCAGCUGUCUUCUUGCCUUGGCUUCCCAAAGUGCUGGUAUUCCAGGUGUUAGCCACCAUGUCCAGCCAUUGGCUGAUGUCCAGAUCUAUACCUGUAUACCUACAUGCAUGCUUAGGAAAACAAAGGCAUAGUUUAAAAACCGUGAGUUGUCGUACAAUUACUUUUGUUUUUUUCUUAAUGUUUCUGGAGACCUCUUUUCCGUGAUUGAAUAAUUUUUUUCAAAUAAAGCUCAGAUGUUACGUUUUUGGAGAAGCUUUGAUGAGCACCCCUGCUUUUCUGAUUGUGGGUCUUGAGAAUUCUCAUUUCAGAAAGGUCCCGCCCAAUACCCUGAAGGAAGGAAUGCAGCACAGAGAGGUGGAGAAGACUGAACAGACAGCCUCACUGGGGUUCUCCACUCAGCCUAUUAGUGUCAGACCAUCCCCUUUUCAUUCAAUCACAUUUCUACACUCAGUCAUGCCUACCCAACGAAGUCCCCAUCAAAGGCUCAAGAGGGCCAGGCCCGGUGGUUCAUGCCCCUAAUCCCAACAUUUUGGGAGGCUAAGGUGGGUGGAUCACUUAAGGUCAGGAGUUCGAGACCAGCCUGACCAAUAUAGGGAAACCCUUUCUCGACUAAAAUAAAAAAUUAGCUGCAUGUGGUGGCACAGGCCAGUAAUCUCAGCUCACUUAGGAGGCUGAGGCAGGAACUGCCUGAAUGCUUGAGGCAGAGGUUGCAGUGAGCCAAGUAUAAUGUACUACAGCCUUGGUGACAGAGUGAGAUCCUGUCUCAAAAAAAAAACGGAAAAAAAGGCUCAGAGAGCUUCCAGAUAGCUGAACACAUGGAGGUUUAUAGGAAGGUGAACAAGAACUGAUCCACAUUCUGGGAGUGUGGCGUGCCCCAACCCUAUGGGGACAGGCUCAGGACCCUUCCAGACCUCACCACGUGCAUCUCAUCUGGCCGUUUACCUGUAUCCUUUAAAGGAGCCUUUGUCUUAAACUGGUAGACGUCAGGAAGUUUCCCUGAGUUCUGUGAACCGCUCUAGCAAAUUAAUUAAACCCAAAGAGCAGGUCGUGGGGACCCCAGUUUGAAGCUGGUCUAUCAGAAGUUCUGGAGACCUGGACUUGGGACUGGUGAGAAGGAAGGGACAGUCCUGGGGACUGAGCCCUCAAUUCAUGUGACCUGAAGCUAUCUUCAGGUAGAUGGCAUCACAGUGGAAUUGGGGGAUGCCCUGCUGGUGUCCACUGCUUGGUGCUUGGGAAAAACACACAUAUUUGGCCAUAGAAGUCUUCUGUGGCCAGCUGAGUUGGCUCACCCUUAUAAUCUCAGCACUUUGGGAGACUGAGGUGGGCAGAUUACCUGAGAUCAGAAGUUCGAGAUCAGCCUGGCCAACAUGGUGAAACUCUGUCUUGACUGAAAAUACAAAAAUUAGCUGGGCGUGAUGGCAGCUGCCUAUAAUUCCAACUACUCUGGCAGCUGAAGAGGGAGAAUCUCUUGAACCUGGGAGGCGGAGGUUGCAGUGAGCUGACAUUGCACCACAGCACUCUAACCCAGGUGACAGAGUGAGACUCUGUCUCAAAAAAAAAAAAAAAAAAAGUCUUCUGUGUUGAUUGUUGUAGUGUGAGAACAGAGGAAAAACAGUUGCUUUUUCUGCUCUCACAGGGGCCAUCUGUAGUCUCUGUCACUCGGCUAUUCAGCUUCUCAGUUCUGCCCCCAUAGCUGAAGCAGCCCCAGAUAACAUGUAAACAAACAGGUAUUCCAAUAAAACUUUAUUUAGAAAAACAGGUGGGUAGCCAUAGUUUGUGAACCUCAGAGUUUGGCUAAAAAUCAAUAGAAAUGUCAACAGUGAAGGAGGAUUACAGAAGCAGGAAGUGACCCAGGGGACUAAGUAACAAUGUGUCCUGGCUAGUUCAUCACUAUGUAACACACAAUAGCAAUAACAUGGAAGGAAAUCAAACCCCCAGAGGACAAAAAGUGGCUGAACAAGCCAGGCUCUGUCCGCACAGAGGAAAAGGAAGUGCCGCAAAGUGACAGAUUACACAGGAACAAGAAACAGCAGGCCUGCAAGUGAAGAAAGGACACACCACAAGAAGGAUGUGCUUCUUAGAACAGAACCCUGGGCCAGGUAAAGAACCAAAUGAGAUGAGAUUCCAGAUGUAGGAAGAGCCAGACACCCUCAGGCUGAACACACUCAGGAGCUGGGUGCUUUUGGCAAUGUCACAUUUCUCUGAUCCUGUUUUCUCAUUUGGAGAAGGGCGACGAUAAGACCUUCCGCACAAGGUUAUCGUGAAGAGGAAAUGCCCCAACAAACAUAAAGCACAGAGCUCAGAGAAGGCAAGCGACUUACCUAAAAUCACAGAGUCAGAGCCAGAAUGGAAGCCCAGGCCCUCUGAUCUGGAGUCUGCCCUCUUCACCGUGGCUCCUGAGUCUACCAAACUCCGGGCAGCUUUGGAUUUUGUGCCAUCUGUGUUUUGUCUUCCUUAAAAUAUCUUUUAGGUGGACUUUCUGCCCACGUUUUUCCUUAACUAAACCUGUUUCUGCACAGAGGAAACUUUAUAUCAUUAGCAGACAUGGAAAACUUGUAUCAUUUAUCAUGAAAACAAUUAUGAAAAUAAGGCUGGGGACCAGGUGCAGUGGUUCACCCCUGUAAUCCCAGCACUUUGGGAGGCCAAGGCCGGUGAAUCACAAGGUCAGGAGUUUGAGACCAGCCCGGCCAACAUAGUGAAACCCCAUCUCUACUAAAAAUACAAAAGUUAUCUGGGCAUGGUGGUAUAGGCCUGUAGUCUCAGCUACUCAGGAGGCUGAGGCAGAAGAAUUACUUGAACCCAGGAGGCAGAGGUUGUGGUGAGCCGAGAUCGCACCACUGCACUCCAGCCUGGGCAACAAAGUGAGACUCUGUCUCAAAAAAAAAAAAAAAAAAAAAAGGAAAAGAAAAGAAAGGCUGGGCAAGGUGGCUUAUUCCUCUAAUCCCAGCACUUAGGAGGUCGAGGCAGGCAGAUCACCUGAGGUCAGGAGUUCAAGACUGCCUGGCCAACAUGAUGAAACCCUGUCUCUACAAAAAAUGCAAAAAUUAGCCAGGCAUGGUGGCACACACCUGUAGUCCCAGCUACUCGGGAGGCUUCGGCAGGAGAAUCACCAGGAGGCAGAGGUUACAGGUUGAGCUGAGAUAGCACCACUGCACUCAAGCCUGGGAGGCAGAAUGAGACUGUCUCAAAAACAAAAUUAUGAAAAUAAGCACAAGAAAUGCGAAAAAUAUCAUGAUAUUCUUGCCAGAUGCUCUUGCUUGUGCAGUCUGGAGUCGAGGGCCUGUGAGAAUUUUGUUAGAAAGAAGAGAAUUAGCAAAGUGAUGGGGAGAUGUUAGCGGCAGGAUUAUUUUUUUUGUUGUUGAAGUGCUCAGAGCAGCGGUAAGAGAAUCCCCGUAGGAAGAACUUCUGCUCUGUGACUCCAUGCCUGGUGGGACCUAGAAUAACCCACAGACCUCAAGGGUGGCAGCAGCUGGGGAGGCCUCUCAGCCCCGGGCCUGAUUCUUCUUCUCAGCUGGCCUGGUGCUGUCCCACGCCCUGCAUCAGAGUCCUUGUCCGUGUUCUCCAGAUGGGCAGGGGGAUCCUGGAGGCAGAGCCAUGCCCUCACCCUCUGCUCUUCACUGGCAGAGGCCCCUAAAGGCAUGGUACACAGCUGGUGCUCAGCCAGGGCUCCAGAGCCAGGGCUGCAGAGAUUCAGCGUUUGGUGGCUGGUUUUAUUUUUUGUUUUGUUUUUAACAGAAAAAUGUUCCCUGCACCACCAAUUUUCCUCCUUCAGCCUCCCGAGUAGCUGGGAUUACAGGCACGCGCCACCAUGCCCAACCAAUUUUUUGUAUUUUUAGUAGAGACGGGGUUUCACCUUGUUGACCAGGAUGGUCUCGAUCUCCUUUUUUUUUUUUUGAGACGGAGUUUUGCUGUUGUUACCCAGACUGGAGUGCAAUGGCACGAUCUCGGCUCACCGCAACCUCCGCCUUCUGGGUGCAAGCAAUUCUCCUGCCUCACCCUCCGGAGUAGCUGGGAUUACAAGCACGCACCACCAAGCCCAGCUAAUUUUUGUAUUUUUAGUAGAGACCCGGUUUCACCUCGUUGACCAGGAUGGUCUCGAUCUCUUAGCCUCGUGAUCCACCCGCCUCGGCCUCUGAAAGUGCUGGGAUUACAGGCGUGAGCCACUGCGCCCGGCCCUGUCCUUUCCUGAAAAUCCUACUGCGGGAAAACGAAGCCCUUCUCCGGCUGCCUGCCCUCCGGGAGAAGCUGCGCCCCCGCAGGCUACAGGGCUCCGGGCUCCUGCCGACGCCCAUUCCCAGCGCGCACCCGGAAAUCCCGAGCUCCGGCCCCGCCUUAGUCGCCCCCUCCAUCGCCCCGCCCCGCUCCACCGCGCCUGCGUAAUGGGCCGUCGGCGCCAGGCGCUGGGCGGCUGUUGCAGUUGGUCUGGCGUAGUGCGCGGCUCCUCUGACUGUUAGGGAGCCGGCGGCCAACGCGGCGAGGGAGCGGGGACGGGGAGGCGCUUUCUGGCUCCGGCUGGGGCCGGCGAGAGCGCGAACGAGCGACGGUGGAAACCGCGGGCCUGUGGACGGCGGCAUCAGCGGCUAGCAGUACAGGGUUUCACCAUGUUGACCAGGAUGGUCUCGAUCUCUUGACCUCGUGAUCCACCCGCCAUGGCCUCCCAAAAUGCUGGGAUUGCAGACGUGAGCCACCGCGCCGGGCCGAAUGUGUUGAAAUUUGCAAUGUGGGACUGACUGCGCAUCCCCUCUGGUUUGGCUUUCUCCAGCAUCUUACGGCAUUGAUAAAGGGAUCAAGGGCAAAGCUGCAGAUACCUGCCCGGUAAGAAAGGAUUGGCUGGACUCAUGGGACAGUGAGGGGCAGGUGAGGUGAAGCCCCUGAGAGUGUGUCCUGAGCGGCCGCCAGAUGUAUGUUGCUGAAAAUGUGCCCUUCGGUAGCUCCACCCGUCGCCUUCCAGACCGCCCCGCAAGAUCCCCUGAAGAGUGUGACCUCCCGUCCAUCCGGCAGCCUCUUUUAUGGGUGAGCUGCAGGAUGAGCUCCGGGGCCCCGAGGACACUCACAUGUAGAAACAGGAAAGUGCUUCCGUGUCUGGACUCUGGGGAAGGUGCCUCCGGGCCAGGGGCUUGUAGCGCUGCCAGAGUCGGAAGUUCUCAUACACGCUCUUGGGGUUGUGGGAGUCGUCCGGUUGGGCCUUGACCUGGGAGGGAGCCUGGCUGCCCUCUCCGUGAGCCCCUUGUGGCCAUGGACAAGCAUUCCCUGGGGCCAUGAUGGGGGCCAGCUGGGGAGCCGGUGGUGGUGCUGGAGGAGGAAGGCCCUGGGACCAGCCUCCCAUGCAGGCCUGGGUGCCCCCAACGAUGUGGGCAGCCAUAGCGGGCACCACAGGGGCAGAUGCCACGGGUCGGGGAGGUGGACAUGCGACGCCCUGACAGACGGCACCUGGAGCCUGCCAGACCAGGGGGGCCCGAGUUAGGACCAAGGUCUGUGCCCGAGGGGCGUUCACAGGCCCCACUGCUGUCAUCAUCUGGCCAAAGACGUUGGAAGCCGCAGUCCAGUUUGGGCCGCGGCCAUCCUGUCCUUCCACCAGGGGAGUCCUGGGGAGGGCGGACAGCACCGGAGGGCCGGCUGGAGGAACCACUACAGUCACGAGGGGCGGCCCGUGGUGUGCUGGGCCGGGAGCAGGUAUGGCGAAGGACAGAGCCAUGAACACUGGCACGGAGGCGCCAGGUUUCUCGGUCACAGCUGGUUCCAGCACUGGGCAUGCUGUGGAGACAAAGGAAAGAGGAGGGUCGCUUCACUACAGAGCCUGGCAUUUAGCCAAGAUUGCACCACUGCAUUCUAGCCGCGGUGACAGAGGAAGACUCCAUCUUGAAAAAGAAACGGUGAAAGAAAACCACUGGAUGGAAAUCUCUCCCAAGCCAGCACCCUGUGAACCCUGAAGAUAACCCAGACGUAUCACAUCCAGCGUGCAAGUGAUUGUUCUGGCACCAUGCCCAGCAAGUGCCAAAUAUGGGUCAGAGUCAGGCUACACUUUGCUCAGUGCUCGGCGGUCCUGGCUGCCAGUAGGGAAGCUCUGUUCCCAGGGAGCAGGUCUGAGAAGCAGUGGUGGAGUUCCCUGAGAUACUGUCAUCAGGUAGCCAACAACAGCAGCAGCGACAGCGGCCCACGACUCACCUCCAUUUGAGGCCAUGUCCUCAGACUAUCUGACAGUUUCCACAAAGCGAAGUCAAGGGCAGGACCCAGAGAGUGACCUGCCUCAACAGACUCUCCUGAGUUCAGGCUGGAGUGCAAUGGCACGAUCUCGGCUCGCCGCAACCUCCGCCUCCUGGGUUCAAGCAGUUCUGCCUCAGCCUCCCGAGUAGCUGGGACUACAGGCGCGCGCCACCAUGCCCAGCUAAGUUUUGUAUUUUUAGUAGAGAUGGGGUUUCACCUUGUUGACCAGGAUGGUCUCGAUCUCUUGACCUCGUGAUCCACCCGCCUUGGCCUCACAACGUGCUGGGAUUAUAGGCGUGAGCCACUGCGCCCGGCCCAGAGCUGAUUUCUUACACGCAGCCCUCUUCCACUGUGCAGCUCACCUCGGUCUUUGCUGAGAAGAUUGAUGGAGAGCAAUUCAAGCAAAAUCAUGGUAAACUUACCAAAACAACAUCCCCAGUAGUGGGGAUUAGAGGUGUGCACCACCACACGCAGCUAAUUUUUUUUGUUUUUUUCAUAAAAGACGGGGUUUCACUCUGUUGGCCAGGCUGGUCUCGAACUCCUGACCUCAGGUGAUCUGCCUGCCUCGGCCUCCCAAAGUGCUGGGCUUAUAGGCGUGAGGCACUGUGACUGGCCUAUUAACGCUAACUUCUCAGUUACUCCUUUCCAUUUCCUCUUUUGUAUUCCUGUUUGCAAACGCUUUGUAUCCUUCUAUCAAGAUCAUCUGUGAUACUGACUGACUUAAUUGGCGUCUCCCCUUUGUUUUACAAGCGAUGGCCAAAAAAUGAGCAAAUGAACAAAGAAUCAUCCAGAUCCAGUUUCCUUCAUCCAGAAGUGUGGUGCCGGCGUGCUCAGGAAGAAGAAAGAGAAUUUCUCUACGGUGAGAAGACGGUUAGAAAAAGCCCCAACGUUACAGACCAGUGGAUCCUGUCCUUCCUGCAGUCUCUCAUUGGCUUCUUUGAGACUGAAAUGGCAGCUGAUAGGCUUUAUGCUGUGGUGCCUCGCCUUGUCAAGUUUGUACCUGUUCUCACCGAUUGGUACAUUAGAGUGAACCACAGAAGAUUAAAGGUCCUGUGCCUGAUCGUCUCCAUACCUGAUGUCAUCUCCUUCAUCCCGUGAAGCAGAGGAUGUUUUCCCUAGGUUACAGAUGAGGCUUCUGAGGUUUGGGACAGAUCAAGUCCUCUGUGCAUAUGGACUUGGCUGAUCUAUCAUUAGGUUCUCCUGUUUCUAUUUUAGACAUCCUUCAGAAUUCUAGAGAUGCUUUGGGUUUUUCUAGGCUAUAGUCCUACAGCUGUGCUUCAGGGCUCUGAGGCCAUUUCUCUUUCAUGGGGCGUGUUUUGUAACCUCAUGUCCAUUUCAGGUGCAUGUUACUGUGUUGCUAACAUGUUGAGUUGUUUCUCAGUGUAAAUGAGGUCAGUUGUUGAUGACUGCAUAUGACUGACAUGAUGUCCUGUGUCUUCAUUACAGGCUCCCUACACUGCCUUUUGCUCACCGAAUUAUGUACCAGAAUCUAAAGGUGCUGAUUGACCCUGUUUCUUUUCAAGACAAGGACACUCUCAGCAUCUACUACCUCAUGGUGCUCCGUGUUCGACUCCUACCUCUACCAUUCAGAGAAGAAUUGAUUGAUAAGAAAACACAGAGUGCAAUACCUCGGAUGCAGUCUGCGAUUGAACUGGAGUGAGUGAUCAGAGACCGCAAAACUAUUCCCAUAAAGUAUCCUUUGAAAGAAAUUGUGGUUAUUCAUCAAGAUCCAGACGCUCUUAAAGAUGUCAAGUCUUUGGAGAAGUAUGUCAUUGAGAAGUUUUCAUGGGCUGAUCUGCUGAGUUCAGCCUGGGAACUGAGGACAACAUCGGAGUCUCACCACACAAGUUUUAAAGAACUCCUAGUGACUUGAAGCUCAGAACUGUGGACGGCAGAGGCUCCCUUUGGACCUGGAAUUCUCCAUCCCUUUCCAGGAAGAGAACAAAGUCCACAAGCACUGGACUCAGCUAUGAUGUGGAAGGAGACCCAGGCAUCUAGGAUCACUGCUCACUUGACUUCCACACUGCAUGCGAUCCCACCCAUGGGCAGGGGUUGUAAAUAUCCAGGAAGCUUCAUUCGCUGCCCCGCCUGCCGCUCACCUCCUGCUGCACUGGAAGAACAGGCUGGCCAACUGGCACUUCCCGAAUCAUCUUCCUGUAAGAUAGCAGGCGUGGUAUGGGGGAAUUGCUCCAGAAGGCACUGUGUGAACUAGAUCAAACCGCCACCCCACUCCUCCAUCUGGAGACCACAAACCUUUCACAUGUGAUUUCUUCUAAAGCUCUAAACCCGACCCUUUCAUAUGUGAUUUCUAAAGCUGUAAACCCAAGACCCUUUCACUUGUAAUUUCUAAGGCUGUAAACCUAAGAUCCUUUCAGGUGUAAUAUCUAGAGUGUAAGCCUAUAUAAAGGCAGAGCUUCUCUUUGUUAGGGGAGCUUGGCUUUUUGGAGAAAACAGAAAGACUUGCUCCCCGGCUGUAAUAAUAAAACCCCUUCCUUUUCUA